Plasmopara halstedii is the source of this 676-nucleotide messenger RNA. RefSeq lists its product as uncharacterized. The transcript has a single exon. NCBI's taxonomy places the organism in Eukaryota, Oomycota, Peronosporomycetes, Peronosporales, Peronosporaceae. The record is from RefSeq and is a predicted model, not a curated record. Bases 297 to 608 code for a protein of 103 amino acids.
AUUGUCAUGUAGCGGUCAUCUGAGAUUGUACAUAUGCCUAUGAUGUCCACGAAGGCAAAGCACUUUUUGUUUGUAACAUUUAGCAAAAAACGUACCACAGAUAGUACUUACCAAAAAAAUCAGGUAGGCACUUCUCUACUACAUAUACAACCAUCCUUUUAAGCCAAUAAAAGGUCGUGUUUACUUUCGUCACAGAUGCUAAAAAGCUGAUCCGGAGAGAAAAUUGGACAGCACCCAUUUUAUAUCCAGACAAUAACAUUAAACAUUGGUAGGCAGACGGUAUGUCUGCACUGUAAAUGCAAAGAAUUGUGCUGUUUUCAGAAGUAAACAUUCUAAUAAUUUGCUGGUUGAUAUCCGUUUGUGUAUGUACAGUAGAAGGAUCUCAAGGGAUUCUGAUGAUGGGCUUUGCAAAUUAUUGCUUCGUGGAGACUGACCAGAUUCCUCACUAUCUUCACAUGUCGAAUUGUAUGCUCAUUUUUGAAUUUGACGUCUUUGCCGUGGAACACUGUCAAUCUCUCAAACAUGCGGCUGUCGGGGUUGGCUUCAGCCCUCAUUCUUACCAUCUUCGUGAAAAUGCCAAAUGCGUUCUCUACCGUUGUCGACAAUGAUAAGCCUCAGCUUACAUCACCGAGCACCGAGAACAUUGAGGCCUCAGCAAGCGUGCGAGCUGUCGAAG